AUGGGCUCCGUCAUCUUGAAUCAUCUCCCGUCGAACCAGGUCGACCGUCCGUAUACGAUGGUAGGAGGCGCCCUCAACGCGGACUCGGCCUACUCGCGCACCACUCAGCCAGGCUCAUCUGCCCAGUCCACCCCGUCCGCCGUGGAUGCUCACGCCCGAUCGAGAUCCUCGUCCGUGAUUUCAACCCCCACCUCCACCGCCCCGCCGACCACGGGCUCGGGCUCGGGCUCUGCUCGGCUUCCCGCGUCUGCAAGCGAUCUCCCCGCCUACAUCCACGCCCAGACGCCCUCAACUUCCUCUCGCACGCCCGUCGACACGCCCGCCCAUCGCCCCCCGCCACCAUCGAUGACCUCGCAUGCCCACUAUGGCCUUCCGCCCGAUCAUCCCUCCCAGUCCAACCUACACUCCUCGACAACCCGGGGUCACCAUGGCCACGCCGCCUCCUCCGAUGCCCUAACGUCCGCCUCACAGCCUCUCUCACAUCCGUCGCCCGAUUCGCCGCGCUUGCGACCGACUCUUCGUUCCAUGCAGUCCUUGGGAGGGUCCGAAGCUACUUCGCCGAGCCGCAUCCGCGUCCGCGUCCGCAGCCUCUCUCAUAUCCAGAGUCUGGCCAGUGAAGAGUUUCUGCAUCAGUCCCAUCGGUCGCACCUGUCCAGUCAUGGCUCCCAUCCGCGGCAAUUUGAGAUCAGCUCCAUGCCCGUGACGGAUAUCAUCGAGAUGGUCGCCGGUCUCCUCACCAAGAUCACCACCACAAAUGACAUGCAUCACGAACACGUUCAUCGCCACAUCCCCCCGCCGGACGGCACCAGUCAUCUGAGCCCGCAAGCGACCAGUGUGCUUGCAUUCCACGGCAAGAAUGUCCCGAGCAUUACCAUCUUGAGCUACCUGACUCGCAUUCACAAAUACUGCCCCACGACGUACGAGGUCUUUCUCAGCCUGUUGGUCUACUUUGACCGUAUGACGGAAUUGGUGAACCGACGCCAACGGGGUCAUGAUCACCCUCAACAAGAACAACAACACUACGAACACACCCCGGAACAUCUCUCGCGAACCGCAUCGGUGGAUUCGUUCGGAGCGCCGGCCCACCAUCAUUCAGACGAUCCCUCUAUAGUGACCCCGCCCUCAUCCACCCGUAUGACCGGGCACGAUCCGAACCCCGACUCGACCAUCUCUCCAGCCCUGCAUCCGCAGAGCGAGGACGACUCGCUUUCCCACUUCUUCGUGGUCGAUAGCUUUAACAUUCAUCGCCUGGUCAUUGCCGGUGUGACCUGUGCCAGUAAAUUUUUCUCAGACGUAUUUUACACCAACUCUCGAUAUGCAAAGGUGGGAGGUCUUCCUCUGGUGGAACUCAAUCACCUCGAGCUUCAGUUCCUCAUGCUGAAUGAUUUCCGACUGGCAAUCCCGGUCGAGGAGUUGGAGUCCUACGGGACCAUGUUGGUGGAGUUCUAUGCCCGCGAGAUCAUCGCCCAGCAGCAAGCCCACCACCAGCCAUCGGUCCCUCGCCCAAUCAACUCUCGCUCGGAUUCUGCCUCCGAGGCGAUGUAUAUGCGAUCUCGUGACAAGCGCCGAGAUCAAGACAACGUCGGUCAAACCCCGACUCCUCCAUAA
Molecule: messenger RNA, 1608 nt
Organism: Penicillium oxalicum
Lineage: Eukaryota; Fungi; Ascomycota; Eurotiomycetes; Eurotiales; Aspergillaceae
Product: putative cyclin-dependent protein kinase complex component
Exons: 2
Coding region: 1-1608 (535 amino acids)
Biological process (GO): regulation of cyclin-dependent protein serine/threonine kinase activity
Cellular component (GO): cyclin-dependent protein kinase holoenzyme complex; nucleus
Molecular function (GO): cyclin-dependent protein serine/threonine kinase regulator activity; protein kinase binding
Source: RefSeq, a predicted model, not a curated record